CUCUCAUGCCUCUCAACCCCACGCCGUGUGUGUGAUGUGUACACGACUGUCUGUCUGUCGGUUCUGAGCAGUGAACGACAGGAUUUGCGUUCGCGUUGAAAAUCCAAGACAUCAUUUAUCAGAAACCGCAUAUUUUUUUAUAUUUGUGAAGGCAAUGAAAAUUCACGCAUGUUUAAAGCCCCGACAUAUAACUUAACUAUUGGGGAAGUGCGUUCGUGUCAACCAAUCCGGAUUUUUAACUAGAAAAAAAAAUCCACCUAGUUAGACCCAAGGAAGGAAAUGCGUUCGUGUUGAGAUUCAUCUUAUUCACCUCAUUAAAAUCCGGUUUAUCUUGGCAACAAAAAAAGUGCGUUUGUGUUAAGAAAAAAUCCUCAACAACAACAAGCACCUUCCCCUUUCUUUAACCACAACGAGGGGAAAUGAGUUCGUGGUGAAAAUCCGCAUUUCUCAUCUAUGUGGUGGAUAGGCGUUCGCGUUGAGAAGAAAUCCGCAUCUACUCGCUGUAAUCCACUUGAGCGGGAGAUGUUGUGUAGGAGGAUUACAUAUACGGUGAAAUAAAGUCUUCAGCAACGUCUGGAGAGGGUCGGGCGAGGAUGCUAUCUGGCUUGCUCCUGCAUAUCACCACCUUCCUCACCUCCCUCGGUCUAGGGGAAUGGUUCGGUGUGGGAGUAGGGGCGCGCAUCGCUGGGGGCCGCUCCCUCCCAGCCAGCUCAGACCACCAGGUUGUCGUUCUCUCCAACGAGAUCGAGUCAUGGAUGGCCCAGCCCGAGCAGUCCAUCAGCAACAUGCCCUUCCACCUGUACCAAGUACUAAAUGCUCUUAAUGGCUCAGAACAAGCAGAGACGGGUAAUAAAGACCCAGAUCGGGUAUUUCACGGGUCGGGUACCUAUUGUGGGUCGUGUCGGAUCCUCUCGAAGAUGGUGAUCGGAUACGUUCGACUGGGUGGCCCCAUGGACAUAAUGGCCAACUUUCUGGUCAAGAUUUGCUAUAUUGUGGGCUAUCGGUCCAUACCUGUGUGUCGAGGCAUCAUUAAUCAAGAUAAGGAUCAGCUAGAGUGGAUCCUACGCAACAGCAACACAGAGGGGGAGGAAGUAUGUGCCUUAAUGCUGGGUGACCAAGGGUGUGGGGUGUUUAGACGUGCACCCUGGACCAUCAUGCUGCCCUCCCCAGACACUCAUCUCCACCACAGGAUACAAUUACCCCAGAGAGACGGUCAUUUGCCACCACAUAAGAGAGACGUUCAUGUCCAGUUGCCGCCGUUGCCCCAGAGAGAUGCCCGUGCCCGUGCUAUAGAUUCCUCGCCCGCUAAGGUACAAGUUACAGGAUCACAACAAGACUCUCAACAGCAGUAUCAGAUCGGCCCUCCUUCAGUCACCUUCAGCAGGAAUAGCGGGAAACAUACGCUGAAGAUGUUGCAUCUAACAGACCCACACUUCGACCCUGAGUACCUCGUGGGGGGCAAUGCUGUGUGUGAUGCUCCCCUGUGUUGCAACGCUGAUAGUGGUCCUCUCAAGACCCCUGGUGAUGGCGCGGGGAAGUGGGGAGACUACAGGAAUUGUGACUCCCCCAGAUGGCUGCUACAACACAUGCUACACCACAUCAUCACCACACACCCGGACAUCGACUACGUGUUGUGUACAGGUGACCUCGUGCCUCACCACAUCUGGAGGAUCACCAGAGAUGACAACGUGGCCAUCAUGAAGGAGAUGAGCGGCAUGCUUAAGAGCUUCUUCCCUCACGUCCCCAUCUAUGGGGCUGUCGGCAACCACGAGAGUUUCCCCAGGGACAGCUUCCCGCCGCCAGAGGUACCAGACGCGUGGUCAAGGUUCGGGGUACAGUGGCUCUAUGAUGCCGUGGCCGAGCAGUGGGGGAAGCUGAUGGGGGAGCCAACGCCCUCUACCGCCCGCUUCGGUGGCUACUACUCCAAGCUGAUACGACCAGGUCUCCGGAUCAUCUCGAUAAACACCAAUUACUGUUAUAGGUUCAAUUGGUGGCUGCUGUAUAAGAGUGUGGACCCUGGCAUGGUGUUGCGGUGGCUGGUGGGGGAACUACACCAAGCGGAGGGAAGAGGGGAACUGGUACACAUCAUCGGCCACAUCGCUCCUUACUACAGUGAUUGUUACACACAGUGGGCUCAUCAGUUCUCCCGCAUAGUGUCCAGGUACAGCCACAUCAUCAGAGGUCAGUUCUACGGACACUCGCACAUGGACGAGUUCCGAGUACACUACGACAUAAACGCUCCCUACAAGCCAAUAGGGGUCCAGUACAUCACCCCCAACAACGGCCCCUUCCACGACCUCAACCCUUCCUACAGAGUCUUCUACAUCGACGGGGACCACCCAGACACUACCAGGAAAGUGAUGGACUAUGAGACGUGGGUGAUGAACCUGACCCACGCCAACCAGUACGACGCCCCGCACUGGUACAAACUUUACUCCGCUCGCCGUGACCUCCAGCUGCCCUCACUAGACCCUCAACACUGGGAUAAACUUGUACAGAGGAUGGCACGAGACAGAGAUCUCUUCAACAGGUAUCACAGAUACCAGGUUCAGGACAGUGACAGCGCUGUAUCCCGCGGCUGUGAUGGCAAGUGUCGCAGGAAAACACUCUGUAACAUCGUCGAGGGGGACAAACUCAUGCCACCCAAGUGUCGUCCACAGAACGCUUGAGUCUGAAGUACGAGUGACGGUCCGAGUCGUAGUGUAAGGCCCAGAGACUAUACGUUCCAGAUAAGACCCCAACAAAGUUUUAUCCCCUGGGUCAUAAGAGUUCCUUUCUGGUCAGGUAUAUUUGAGGAACAUUGGUGAUGAUCCUCGAGGACAUGAAGUCUUCAGUGUAACCCCCCUUUAAUAUUCUCCGAUCACCGAGCGUUUAGUUUAUACUUGAGACGGUAAUCAGAUUAUAUGUGUAGAUGGAGGAAGUACAUGAAGGUGUGUUGUGGUUUGUGACAAGUGAUGGUAUGCCUCUCACACACACAAACAUUCCGUAAGGCUUUCCUCACAUCAGUCACACCACAUUUCCACUCCAAAAGGAUGAAAGAAACACAAGCACUCAUGACUGGAGGCCACUGACCAGCCCUUGUGAUGUACCACCCAGUGUUCUUAUUAUAACUGAUGCCAUAGUUUGUGGUUCAAAAAAAAUAUAUAGAUUAUUGUUCACAGGUUUUGAGGUGUAAUGAACGUGUCGUAAUUUUUACACAAUACUGGUGUUGUGUUCCGUCCCAUGGGGUGAAUGACAUAGGUGAUGUGUGUGUAUGAUAAUUAUCAGUUCCAAAUCAAAACACCUGUAAGCCACCAGGUGACAGAACUACAGUAUUUAAAUAGAUGAAGUAAGUGAUCUAUUUAGGCUUAUACACUAACUAAUUUAUCAAUGGUGAUAAUAAAGAUUUGUGUGAUGUAAUAGUCUCAUGUUGGUGAUAAAUAUAAUGCACUCUUAUGACAAGUAGUGUUAGAGGAUUUACUGAAAAUAUUUAGAUGAACAUAACUCAUCGUCUUGCUGCCAAUACGAAGAACAGAUUCGGUUUUAGAUCAGUCUUGGGCACCUAAAUAAAACACAAACAUAAAAAGAAACUAAAAUCCCGAUUAUUCCAAAACUCUUAAGUAAAAUUUUGGAUGUGGGGAUGACGAGUCACUCUUGAACUACAUCUUCCUUCACCAACUCAUUAUACACCUCAUAACUUACCUGUAACUCACUGUCACUGAUAGUCACUCAGGUGGUACCUCUUCUGCCCGUGGUAUGGAGGGUAUCGGUGCCCAGACUCUGUAGCUGGAUCUAUGACCUUAUAGCCAAAGUUCCCCAGACACUUGAAAAAUAUCUACCAUAGACUUGUGGUUUAUAUUUGCGAUUGGUUUAAAGCUGAUGAAUGUUCCUUAUCACUAUGAUAUUCAGAAUAACCUGAAAAAAAAGGAUUAUAAUGCAAUGUAAAGUCACUAAAAACAAUUUAAAAUCUAUAAUACAAAGACUAAUCAGAGUUAAUGUUAAAACUACAGUCUCCCUUAACCUGCACUACCAGACAAUGACAGAUAUCGACAACUGUACACACUAACAUUAUGGUGGUCAUGUAUGAAAUGAUCCCUAAUGUUAAUGUGUCAAGUACAGUACAAAAGAAAGGAGACAUAACUGUUCCAUAUAUCAGUCAUGUAUAUUAGUCCACCCAAACCAUUUAUAAUUUAAGUCUCUAUGGAUUACCUGAAGAUAAGCUCCCCCCCCCUCACCUCCGAUGUGCUCCCCAGCAUAACCAGCCUCAAGUAUUAUCACCCCAGAAUUUAAGUUUAUUGUGGGGGCUAAUCCACUGGUGAUUCACGAAGGCUAAAGUCAUGAAUGGUCUCGCUGAUACACGUCGUUGGAGUUUUACCGUAUACCUCUCUCUACUCUACUGUGUAUUCUUGAGCGGAAUAGAUCUACAGUAUCGACACCCGCCCGUCCAGCCCCUUCCGCUGUCUUCCGUAAUUGAUAUUCGGGUUAAAAAAAAAGUCCCUGUGCACCUACGAUAAAUCUACUUAUUCCUUGUUCUAACUCUCCCGCUCCUCUACAAACCCAGAGAUUCAGAUUCAUGAACCCGAAGCAAUAGACACCUAUGCAUUACUCUAUUCAUUGAUGCUUCAGGUUCACGAGUCUGAAUCCUGAGGUUCGUAACUGUUAUAAACCUUGUUCUACUUACAGUAAAUAUCAGGAAUGGCGGACAUAGCCAGGGAAGGAGGCCAGUUGUCGAUAGUGGCUGGACCUGAAGACAAUAGAUCAGUUCCUAGUUCCAUGAUAAUUCUUAUGGGUAUUGUUUAUAUGUCAUCAGAAUCAGGUGUUGUUUCUCUACUCUGAAAUACAAUAUUAUAUACAGUCAGUUAUGUACAGUCAGUUCUCUCUUAUAUACAGUCAGUUCACUCUUAUAUACAUUCAGUUCAUUCACAUAUACAGUCGGUUCAUUCACAUUUAGUCAGUUCCCUUGUAUACAGUCAGAUCUCCAAUAUACAGUCCUUGUUUACAAUACACCCUCUCAUUGUUGUGUGUAGUAGUAGUUAGGGAUGUCAUCUAUAAGAACUAGUCGUCAAUUGAGGGCUACGUAGCACCCGGUAUAGUCUUUCAGUUAUUAUACACAGAUUAUAUAAUAAUGUUUAUAAUUCUUGUGUUAAUGAUCUGGGUAAUGUGAUUAGUUAGUCCAGUAAAUAUUUCUCUUUUUUUCUCUCUCUCAUUUUGAUUUUUUCUCUUGUUUCUAUCUUCAUUUUACUUCCAUCUCUCUGU
Molecule: messenger RNA, 5235 nt
Organism: Homarus americanus (American lobster)
Lineage: Eukaryota; Metazoa; Arthropoda; Malacostraca; Decapoda; Nephropidae
Product: sphingomyelin phosphodiesterase-like
Exons: 13
Coding region: 594-2669 (691 amino acids)
Biological process (GO): sphingomyelin catabolic process; ceramide biosynthetic process
Cellular component (GO): lysosome
Molecular function (GO): acid sphingomyelin phosphodiesterase activity
Source: RefSeq, a predicted model, not a curated record